Molecule: messenger RNA, 652 nt
Organism: Argiope bruennichi
Lineage: Eukaryota; Metazoa; Arthropoda; Arachnida; Araneae; Araneidae
Product: 10 kDa heat shock protein, mitochondrial-like
Exons: 4
Coding region: 157-462 (101 amino acids)
Cellular component (GO): mitochondrial matrix
Molecular function (GO): protein-folding chaperone binding; ATP binding; protein folding chaperone
Source: RefSeq, a predicted model, not a curated record
CUCCACAUGCGUGCCUCUAGCGGCGUAUAGGUUAUCCCAAAUUGUGUCUAGAAUCUAAUCGAAGCCGGUUAAGUUUCGCAGAGCGAAAAUAAAUAAUAGUUGCCGGUUUUGACCUUGUGUCUAUUUGGUACCGUUUUGUUACGUUAUAAAAAAAAUAUGGCUGGUGCUGGAAAACGUUUGAUUCCUUUAUUAGAUAGAAUUUUAGUUGAACGAUUUGUGCCAGAAACAAGAACAAAAGGUGGUAUUAUGAUACCCGAGAAAGCUCAAGGAAAAGUUCAGAGUGCCACAGUUGUAGCUGUUGGUCCUGGGGCAAGAAAUGAUAAAGGUGACCAUAUUCCUCCUAGUGUGAAAGAAGGCGACAAAGUUUUAUUACCUGAAUAUGGAGGUACUAAAAUAGAAGUAAAUGAAAAGGAAAUGUAUAUUUUCAGAGAUAGCGAUAUUCUUGGCAAAUGGAGUGAAUAAUUGAUAAUUUAGAAAUUUCACUGUCAAAUUGGAUCAGAUUGAUCUGAAAAUAAAUCACUUCAGAGUAGAGUUAUCAUUUAUUGUUACAUUUGAAGGCUUCGUAAAAUGCAUUUAAUUCAAACCAUUAGAUGUAUGUUACAAUUUCAUCUAGAUGUUUUAUAAUUUUGCAAAUAAAGAAAUUUUUUUGAAA